Messenger RNA from Pyricularia grisea, 1449 nucleotides. RefSeq lists its product as uncharacterized. The coding region runs from base 1 to 1449 and encodes 482 amino acids. Gene Ontology annotation, biological process: rRNA base methylation. Lineage: Eukaryota; Fungi; Ascomycota; Sordariomycetes; Magnaporthales; Pyriculariaceae. Gene Ontology annotation, molecular function: 23S rRNA (adenine(1618)-N(6))-methyltransferase activity. The transcript has 4 exons. Gene Ontology annotation, cellular component: nucleus. The record is from RefSeq and is a predicted model, not a curated record.
AUGUCAGCAUCAGUUGGCAGCAAACGGAAACGCACCGAGCUCGAUACAGGCGUCGCAUCAGAUGCACAAUCUUCAGCUUCUGCUGAGAAUGUCUUUGGGAAAACUCCUACCGCGUUAGCGACCGCGCCGGUGAGGGAUGAUGGGUCUGCGGGGUACAAAGAGCAGCAGCAGCAGCAGCAGCAGGAGCCAAGACCUAAAAAUGACUCUUAUUACCGCAAUUUGUAUCGUCACGAGGUUGACUUUCGACAAAUGGGAACUCAAGAUCCCGAGUUCAAAGCUGUCUUGAAGCACAAUGGCCAGCUUGACUUUACCGACCCCAAGGCAGUGAUGCAGCUCACCAAAUCCUCACUGAAAUUACAUUUUGGUCUGAGGAUGGAAUUGCCGGAUGAUCGCCUGUGUCCUCCAGUCCCAAAUCGCCACAACUAUAUCCUAUGGCUCAAAGACCUCCUUGACUCAAGCUCGUACAGUCCAGCGGGUGCUAAACUGACAGGCCUUGAUAUCGGUACCGACGUCGACCAAAAGAGCCUCUCAUACGCAGAGAAGAAUAUUGCCGCCAAUAACCUCUCCCAUCGGAUCAAGCUCGUUCCCCGCCCGGAUCCAGCCAAAUCCCCUCUGGUCCCUCUCGAUGAGCUGGAAAUCGACGCCAUCGAUUUUGUAAUGACCAACCCACCAUUCUACGAGUCGGAGAAGGAACUUCUCACCCUGGCAGCGCAAAAGGAACUCCCACCUUCAACUGCCUGCACUGGCGCUCCCGUCGAGAUGGUACAUUCGGCCGGCGGCGAGGUUGGCUUCGUCAUGCGGAUCCUGGAGGAGUCCUUUGUCCUGAGAGAGAGGGUGCGCUGGUACACGAGCAUGUUGGGCAAAUUAUCCAGCCUCGAGGUACUGGUCGAGACUUUGAGAGACAAGGGGGUAACAAAUUAUGCCAUCACCGAGUUCGUUCAGGGAACUAAGACGAAACGAUGGGCUGUGGCAUGGAGCUUCAGCAGGACGAGGGCAGGCCAGACUGCCGCGAGGGGAAUGGCACAGCUGGCUUGGAGAAAGGUCCUUCCGCCUCCUGUGGAAGUCGAGAUUGGGGCUUUGGAGGUCGGCAAGGUUGGGGAGGUAGCCGAUAGGAUCGACACCCUGAUGCAUGGCCUAGAGCUGGACGAUUGGGGCUGGGACAAACAAGAACUGAAGGGAGUUGCCAGAACAAGGGGGAAUGUCUGGGGUAGGGCGUGGAGGAGACGGAAGGCGAGGGAGAAGGAGGGCGCGGAAGAAUCCAUUCCUGGAGCUGCAGAAAGCAAAAAGCCGUUCUCAGGGUUUGAGGUUGCCAUGGCUGUUGGCAGGAGCCAGGCCGUGGUGAUGUGUCGUUGGCGUGAGGGUCACGACGAGGCCACUUUUCAAAGCUUUUGUGGGUUUCUGAAGUCAAGGCUUGAGCUGGUCAGUGGUGAUGUAGCCAAGGUGAGAUAA